Messenger RNA from Pseudonaja textilis, 567 nucleotides. The record is from RefSeq and is a predicted model, not a curated record. Lineage: Eukaryota; Metazoa; Chordata; Lepidosauria; Squamata; Elapidae.
AUUUGGAUUGUCACUGCAUGAAGUCAUCCUGCUUCCUGGAUCUGGAGGUGUGAAAUUCCCAGUGGGGAGAAUAAAUAGAGCCAGCCGCCCGAGGGUGAGGCAGAUGGCUUCAUCAUGUCUUCUGGAGGUCUUCUUCUCCUGCUGGGACUCCUCGCCCUCUGGGCGGAGCUGACCCCCGUCUCCGGCCAGGACCGUCCAAGUGAGCUUCCAGAAAGAUCUGGAGACCCUUGGAAGGGAGGGGCUGAAGAGAUCAGAGUUCUCCCCCAGGGAAGGGAAACCAAAGAGCCCCGUCUAGAACCUCUGGCUUGGUGGGGCUUCUCCCGGGGAGGUUCUUUUUGUUAUCUUCCGGCUGAUCCCAGAACAUGUAAAAUCAACGCGAGUGCUUUCUACUACAACUCAGCAUCAAACUCAUGCCAAGAGUUUCUUUAUGGUGGAUGCAAAGGAAAUUCCAACAGGUUUGAGACCAAAAGUGAAUGCCACCACACCUGUGUUGGGAAGGAGUUGUGGACUGACCUCUUCACUGAAAAAGAACCGUUGCCUCCUAAAAUUAAGCAUAGGGUGGCUUAA